AGCCCCUUGCACAGGCCUGCGCUGAGCGACCACACCCUCUUUGGCCGGCACCAACCACCUGCGCACCCACCCUCCACACACACCACAGCUACUCCACAUCUACUGCACAGUCGACAGACAGCAUCUAUAAUCCAUAAUGGCUCCGACUUCGCGCCCCGAACACCACAUUAACCUGGCGUACCUGCCCCAGCUGAGUUCCAACGCCCCGCACUCUGCCUCCUCCAGCGGCGCGGCAUCGCCCGUCGAGCCUCCGUCUGGCGGCCGUUUCCCUCCCAGCACCUCCAAUCCCCUGGGAGCGGCAGCUGCAGGCGCACGUUUGGGCUCCGGAUCCCCGUCGCACGACUUUGGCGGUCGGCUAUUUUCUAAACGUGCACGCGAGAUCCAAGCACAAGAGGGACUGACCCCACAAAUGUGGGGACCUCCUACCAGCGGCAACUCCACGCCAUUGCGUGAGACCAUUCCCGAGUCUCCCAGCGGCGACAGCUUCCCUGCCUUCGAACAGCACACUAUGCCGGAGCCCACGUCAGCCUCCCAGACAUCUACUCGCCGCACCCGCGCUGGCACUCUACCUUCACGCUUCUCUCCCUCCGCAGCACCCAGUGGCUUAAUGUCUAUGCCCAACUCCAACUCUCUCCUGCCCAAGACCUCCCGCCCUACACCCUCGACAAGCCCCUUCAAGCCCGGCCCAGCCACACCUACCGAGAGCAGUGGCGGCUUCGCUGCCCCUGGUUCUACCAACGCCGCUGCCAAGUCGGUACUCUUGUCACGCCUUCGUGCUGGCUCCAUGCCUCAACGUCCGGGAUAUCUCCCUCCCGCAGUCUCGCCUUUUGGCAACUCCAUCUUCUCCACGGGCUGGACAAGCAACAGAGAUCGCAGCAGCACUCUUCACAGCAUUGCUUCCCAGCCAUCAAACGGACCUGGCUCACCUCAGUCUCACUUCUCGAGGGACUCGCUUGCUGAUACCGAUGUCAAGACCCUUGACUACCUCGGUCUUGUAGACACCCCUCAGCCGGUGCGCGCUCAAUUGGCCCCCUCUGACAUUGAGCUCCUCCUGGAAAGCCAGAGGAAUGCCAGUGGCCAGAGCAUGAACAGCGCCAAUCGUUUCCGUUCCUACUCUGUCAACGCGAAGGAAAAGUAUGCUGAAGAUGAGGAUGAGCUCGAUCAGUUCGGCAACUACAGCGGUGCUAUGACUCCAGCUGAGGCCAACGCUCUACUGAUCCACGAGGCUGUCCGUCAGCACAACCUUGAGGUCCAGGCUUUUGCCAACUACGCUUCGAGCGCUCGCCCUCGCGCCAGGACCGCCGGUGUCUUGGACGCCCCUCAGCAGCGACUGAUGCGAAGCUACAUGCCUACUCGUCUCGGAGCCUCCGAAUUAACCGAGGACGCUGAAUAUAACCUUACUGAGGCCGUCAAGAACCUGCAUCUGCGUAAUGCACAUGAGUCGAGUGCCAACCUUGGUGACGACGGCACCCUUGAAGGCCCUACUCGAUCGCUGUGGCUUGGCAACAUUCCCUCAUCCACGACCGUCUCGUCUCUGAAUGUCAUCUUCAGCACUUUUGGAUCCAUCGAAUCGACCCGUGUUCUGACACACAAGAACUGCGGUUUCGUUAACUUCGAGAGCCUCGAAAGCGCUAUUCAGGCCAAGUCCCAGCUUAACGGCAAGGAGAUCUUCCCCGGAGCUGGUCCCGUGCGCAUUGGCUAUGCUAAGAUCCCCAGCGCAGCUGCCACCCCGGGUCACAACGGCCUCUUCCCUUCACCGAGCCCAGACCCGCACGCCAAAGCUCAGGCGGAAAGUGCUGGCGGUGCUAACAACACCGCGAAGGCGACAACUGCCCACCUGGCUACUGCGAAUGCCCCCUUGACCACCCCGGAGCUGAUGGAUAUCCGCGGCGACAUUCUCCAGAUUGUGAAAGAUCUGGGCGCAACGGACGAUGACCAGGGCAGGAUCAUGAUCCAGGUCGACGCUGCUAUUCAGUACAACAGCUACGUUGACGAGAUCCCCGCUGUUGAGGAGCCCAGCCACACCCGUGUUCACGACGCGCCGAGACUGCGUGAGAUCCGUAAGCGUAUCGACAACGGUUCUUGCUCUACCGAGGAGAUCGAGUCGAUUGCCAUGAAUAUGCUUCCCGAGAUUGCCGAGCUCUCGUCUGACUACCUUGGAAACACUGUUGUCCAGAAGUUGUUCGAACACUGCUCUGAGCAGGUCAAGGAGGCCAUGCUUCGCGAGAUCGCACCUCAUCUAGCCAAGAUCGGUAUCCACAAGAAUGGAACGUGGGCUGCCCAAAAGAUCAUCGAUGUCUCCAAGACCCUUACCAUGCAGAAGAUGGUUGUGGAGGCUGUCCGCCCAUAUGCCAUGGCCCUCUUCCUCGACCAAUUCGGCAACUACGUCAUGCAGGGAUGCCUCAAGUACCAGCAUCUCAACAACUUCAUCUUCGAGGUCAUGCUCGGCCGCCUCUGGGAUCUGGCUCAGGGCCGCUUUGGAGCUCGCGCUAUGCGCGCCUGUCUGGAGAGCCACUUCGCCAGCAAGGAUCAGCAACGCACAGUUGCGGCUGCCAUUGCCCUUCACAGCGUGCAGCUUGCUACUAACGCCAACGGUGCUCUGCUCUUGACCUGGUUCUUGGACACUUGCACUUUUCCCAGGAGGCGCACUGUCCUGGCUCCUCGUUUGGUUCCUCACAUCGUCCACCUCUGCACCCAUAAGGUUGCUUACCUGACGGUGUUGAAGAUCAUCAACCAGCGCAACGAGCCUGAGGCGCGCGACAUCAUCCUGCAGGCUCUCUUCUUCUCGCCGAACGACCAGGUCUUGGAAGAGAUCUUGUCUGAUCAGAACUGCGGUGCCACCCUCAUCUUCAAGGUCCUGACCACCCCAUUCUUUGACGAGAAGAUUCGCGCAGAGGUUGUGCAGAACGUUCGCAACGUUCUUGUACGCAUCAAGGCUCAGCCUCAGCAGGGCUACAAGCGCCUCAUGGACGAAGUAGGUUUGUCCACUCGCGGCGGACCCGGUCACCGCGACUCCUCGGCUACCCGAUCUGCAUCGAGGGACAGCUCGCAGAUCGAGCCCCGAGGUUUCUAUGGAACUGCUGCCCCUGGCUUUGACCCAGUCGGUCUCCAGCGCACCUCCAGCAUGGACUCCAAUGGUUUCGAUCAGUAUGGCAUGGCACCUGGCGGACCAAUGUACAUGCCCAACAUGCAAGCUUUGAAUGGACAGCAACAGCUCCAGUAUCAACAGUUGCUUGCUCGUCAAGGCCAGUUCUAUCCCCAGAUGAACGGCUUCCAGCCUGGUAUGGACGCUUACCGUAAUGCCUCCCCGGUCGCAGCUCCAGGCUUCAAUGGUUCGCCCAUGAUGCAGCCCGUCAACCUAGCCGGUCAGGGCAUGCCCCCGGGUAUGGGUGCGCAGAUGUAUCCCCAGUAUGGCAUGUACAUGACCCAACAGCAGCAGCAGCAACAGCAGGCUGCUGGAGGUGGUCAGCGACGUGGUCGAGUAAGCAGAAAUGCGUCCCCAGCGCCUGGCGCUAGACGCUAACCUCUCAUACAGAGAUAAGUGUUCUUCCUCUCACACCUCUUGGACGCUCGCAGCCUCUCUAGCGUUGCUUUCCACAGCAUCGUAUCCUUCUUGUCUAUUGUUUU
This is a messenger RNA of Didymella exigua CBS 183.55, 3627 nucleotides long. RefSeq lists its product as uncharacterized. Bases 137 to 3523 code for a protein of 1128 amino acids. Lineage: Eukaryota; Fungi; Ascomycota; Dothideomycetes; Pleosporales; Didymellaceae. The record is from RefSeq and is a predicted model, not a curated record. The transcript has 2 exons. Gene Ontology annotation, molecular function: RNA binding.